Schistosoma turkestanicum is the source of this 1969-nucleotide messenger RNA. The record is from the annotation of a GenBank genome assembly. Lineage: Eukaryota; Metazoa; Platyhelminthes; Trematoda; Strigeidida; Schistosomatidae.
CUGGCAGUGUUUUGAAGUUAUGACGAAGGUCUAUAUUCUUUAUGAGCACGCGUUGGGAUAUGCAUUAUUUCGAGUCAAAAUCAAGUUAUCAGAUGCUUCAGAUGUAACUGCAUUACAACAAUUAGCUGCAGAGUUAUUGGAAAAUGAAGAAGAUUUUAUGAAGUGUUUCAAAUUGCAUGCAUUUGUCCCUUUCUCUUCUUCAGCAAGUGCAUUACAAAAUUGUAAUGGAAUAUCUGAAGGCAUUGUUCCACAAGAACUUAAAGCAUUCAUAGAAGAGAAUUUACCUGCUUCUUCUAGUGUUUUACUUUGUAUUGCAGAUCGAAAACUUGCUGAAUCGCUUAAAGCGCCUGAAAUUGGAUUGCCAGAAACUAUAUCAUGUUCCUCGGAAUCCAUUCUUCAUGAAGUCUAUCGAGCUUUACGAUUUUAUUUUCCUAAAUACAUCAAUGAAUUUUCUCAUUUCGAUGAAUCCAAAGCUCAAAUAGGUUUAGGUCAUAGUUAUUCUAGAGCCAAAGUGAAAUUCAAUAUCUAUAGAAAUGACAAUAUGAUUAUUCAAUCCAUAAAUUUACUAGAUCAAUUAGAUAAAGAUGUGAAUAAUUUUUGCAUGCGUGUCAAAGAAUGGUUCUCUUAUCAUUUUCCAGAAUUGUCAAAAAUUGUUCCUGACAAUGCAACAUUUGUCAAACUAGUCGGUCUUAUUCGUACUCGAGCUGGUGCUACAGAAGAGAAUUUUGAAGCAAUAGAAGCUUUAACUAAUAAUCAAAUUGCUUCAGAUAUUAUUGAAUCUGCUAAAUCAUCCGUUGGUUUUGAUAUCACAGAUGAUGAUGCUGAGAAUUUAGCAACAUUCACGGAAAAAAUAAGUGCAUUAAUUGAACGUCGACGUCUAACACAAGAAUAUUUAGCUAAGAAACUUGCUGGUGUAGCUCCAAACCUCAGUACAAUGAUUGGGGAGAGAGUAAGUGCAAGGUUAAUUGCACAUGCGGGAUCUUUGACAAACCUGGCUAAAUUCCCUGCUUCAACAAUUCAGAUAUUGGGAGCGGAAAAAGCAUUAUUUAGGGCAUUGAAAACUCGUGGUGCUACACCAAAGUAUGGAUUGAUAUAUCAUAGUCCAUUUAUUACGCGUGCUGCACGAGAAAAUAAAGGAAAGAUCUCUAGAUUUUUAGCUGCAAAAUGUGCUAUAGCCUCUCGAAUUGAUUGCUUCAGUGAAGUGCUUUGUGACAUAUAUGGGAAACAUUUAAAACAACAGAUUGAAGAUAGAUUAAAUUAUUUUGAGACUGGCACUACGCCUCCUACAAAUGCUGAAGCAAUGGCACGUGCAAUAGCUGAAGUAAAUAAAUAUAUACAACGAAUGAAGAAAAAAGCUAUUAAAACAUUGAAUAAAAGAGAUUCUGAUAGUCAAGAAGAAGCGAUUACCACAACUGUUGAAACAUCAACAAUGGUAGAUCGUAAAAAGAAACGUAAGAAAAAACGUAAUUUAAAUGGAGACAUUAUUAACAAUACUACUACUACUACAACCGUUGAUAAUCAGAAUGAAUUAGUAGUGAAUCAUGAUGAUGAUAAUGUUGAUGAUGAUGAUGAACAACAGCAAGUUAAUACAACAAACCAACAUCAACUAUUAUUGAUGACUACUAAUAAUCAUGAAGAACAAAAUAUUGUUGUAAAGAAAAAGAAAAAACGUCAUCAUUCUGAAUCGGCCAAUGCUAUUAUUGAACAGUCAACAAUGAUGAAUGGUGACAAUGUUGCUUCUUGUCUUGAUACUUUAACAACGCCAAUAAUGAAGAAUCGUAAACGAUCUGCUUCUGAGUCUAGUAUUCUCUUAGAAGAUAGUUUAAAAAAGAAGAAAAGGAAAAAAUUAGUCAUACAAUGAGUGAGUGAGUGAGUGUUGUGCAAAUGUGAAUACUGACUGCCAUUUAUUGUAAAUAACAUUGGUGGAAAUUUCCCUUUUCUUUUUUGUACAAUAUGAAAAUUUGUAACG